UUCCAGGGCCGCCGUUCACACUCUCCUGGUCAGAGUCCUGGGACCACAUGUGGAUGCUGCCGUGGCUUCUUGCCUUCUCCAUUCUGGGUCUCCAGGCUUGGGAUACUCCCACUGUCGUCUCCCGCAAGGAGUGGGGGGCAAGACCACUGGCCUGCAGGGCCCUGCUGACCCUGCCUGUGGCCUACAUCAUCACAGACCAGCUCCCAGGGAUGCAGUGCCAGGAGCAGAGCAUUUGCAACCAGAUGCUGCGGGGGUUGCAGUCCCAUUCCAUCUACACCAUAGGCUGGUGCGACGUGGCAUACAACUUCCUGGUUGGGGAUGAUGGCAGGGUGUAUGAAGGUGUUGGCUGGAACAUCCAAGGCUUGCACACCCAGGGCUACAACAACAUCUCCCUGGGCAUCGCCUUCUUUGGCAAUAAGAUAGGCAGCAGUCCCAGCCCUGCUGCCUUAUCAGCUGCAGAGGGUCUGAUCUCCUAUGCCAUCCAGAAGGGUCACCUUUCGCCCAGGUAUAUUCAGCCACUUCUUCUGAAAGAAGAGACUUGCCUGGACCCUCAACACCCAGUGAUGCCCAGGAAAGUUUGCCCCAACAUCAUCAAACGAUCUGUUUGGGAAGCCAGAGAGACACACUGCCCUAAAAUGAACCUCCCAGCCAAAUACGUCAUCAUCAUCCACACCGCUGGCACAAGCUGCACUGUAUCCACAGACUGCCAGACUGUCGUCCGAAACAUACAGUCCUUUCACAUGGACACACGGAACUUUUGUGACAUUGGAUAUCACUUCCUGGUGGGCCAGGAUGGUGGCGUGUAUGAAGGGGUUGGAUGGCACGUCCAAGGCUCUCACACUUAUGGAUUCAAUGAUAUUGCCCUAGGAAUUGCCUUCAUCGGCUACUUUGUAGAAAAGCCACCAAAUGCCGCAGCUCUGGAGGCGGCCCAGGACCUGAUCCAGUGUGCCGUGGUUGAGGGGUACCUGACUCCAAACUACCUGCUGGUGGGCCACAGUGACGUGGUUAGCAUCCUGUCCCCUGGGCAGGCUUUGUACAACAUCAUCAGCACCUGGCCUCAUUUCAAGCACUGAAGGAGGCCCUACUCCCUCUGAGACUGCCCUCCCUCCCCUGCUGGGUCUCUCCAAUCCUCACCAGACACCCUGGCUCAGCACCUUGUGUCCCCCUCCCCUGCCAGCCCAUCCUUUCUCAGGUUCGAAUGGUCAUGCCCUUUCCUGCCAACAUCCUCCAGAAGCCCCUAAACCUCGCAGCUGGGCAUUCACAGCCCUCCUGGUCUGAGUUUAGACUUCCUCUCUCCUCACCUACCUCUCCCCUGGGCACCUACCUCUUCAGUCGGGUGAGACAAUGGGCUGGUCCUUGUGGCAUUUCUCUCUCUCUCUCCCCAACCCCUGUCUUCUCUCUCUCUCUCUCUCUUUUUGUCUGCCUGGUGAGCCUUCCCUGUUGUCUGCCUGGAAGCUCCCACCCUUCACCCCUCACCCAUGACCCAGGUCAGUGUGCCCACCCCUCCUCUCUGCUCACACAUGGACUGGUACAUAU
This is a messenger RNA of Macaca mulatta (Rhesus monkey), 1536 nucleotides long. It is a transcript of the gene PGLYRP3, whose product is annotated as peptidoglycan recognition protein 3. Gene Ontology annotation, molecular function: zinc ion binding; N-acetylmuramoyl-L-alanine amidase activity. The record is from RefSeq and is a predicted model, not a curated record. Gene Ontology annotation, biological process: peptidoglycan catabolic process. NCBI's taxonomy places the organism in Eukaryota, Metazoa, Chordata, Mammalia, Primates, Cercopithecidae.